Molecule: messenger RNA, 414 nt
Organism: Porites evermanni
Lineage: Eukaryota; Metazoa; Cnidaria; Anthozoa; Scleractinia; Poritidae
Source: the annotation of a GenBank genome assembly
UUGGCAUUUUGUGAAAAGGAACAGCAAGAACUUACAAAGAGAUUUAAAGAAAUUGAAGAACAGUUAACCAAAGAACAGUCUUCUGCCUUGAAUGUCAAACUUGAAGAUUCUGAAAAAAGCUCUCCUCUGAUCUGUGCUGGGGAUAACAGUGAUGAUGAUGUUGUUUUUAUUCUUCCUGAGGACUAUUCUCCUUUGAAAAGAAGGAAGCUUGAUGAUGACAAGAAAGCUGAGAAAACUGUUGAAAAUGUAGAGAAAAAAGAUGUCUCUAUUACCUACUUUAGACCAGCAACAAAUUUGCCACAUGCAAGAGAAAACUGUUCAAUCCACAAGUUUGUUCAGAGCAACGUAACAUCAUCGACGGUUUCAUGUAAUGAGAAGUACUGUGAACAGUGCUAUUGUUAUGUUUGUGAUGCU